Plasmodium adleri (nom. inval.) is the source of this 423-nucleotide messenger RNA. RefSeq names its product transcription factor with AP2 domain(s), putative. The transcript has a single exon. The record is from RefSeq and is a predicted model, not a curated record. NCBI's taxonomy places the organism in Eukaryota, Apicomplexa, Aconoidasida, Haemosporida, Plasmodiidae. The coding region runs from base 1 to 423 and encodes 140 amino acids.
AUGGAAAGUAAACAAAAUAGUGUAUGUAAAUUUUUGGAAGAAAACAAUAACUUAUCAAAUAAUGAUCAAAUCGAAAAAAGUGUUGAAAAAGAUAUUUUCACAGAUCAAUAUGAAACAAAUAAAAAUGGAAGUGUAAUACAAGAAAGUGAUAAUGAUAAUUAUAAUACAACAAGAAAUGAAGAAAUACAUGAGGAUGAAGAUGAAGAUGAAGAAGAAGACGUAGAUGAUGGUGAUGAAGAAAAAGAACAUAAAAAAGAUGAAUCGUUAGAAAUGAAACAUAAAAAUAAUAUUAAUGAAAACAUAAAUAUAAAGAUAUACCCAUCACAUAAUGAUAAUAAUACUCUAUAUAAUGGAGGUACAGGUAUGUGUUUAAUAAUAAUAAUUUUUGUAAGUGAUAAAUCAAAUACUGAAAAGAUUCUUUGA